Messenger RNA from Dibothriocephalus latus, 840 nucleotides. Lineage: Eukaryota; Metazoa; Platyhelminthes; Cestoda; Diphyllobothriidea; Diphyllobothriidae. The record is from the annotation of a GenBank genome assembly.
AUGGCCAACAUCAAACAAUAUCGACCCGCCACCUGCACCCUCCUUGAUAUCCGACUAAGCUAUUUCGGUCAUAUGCUAUGUCGCCUUAAAGCCAGCUUUGUCGUACAUGUCCAACCCGGCCCCCUGAUUGGCGACGACGUUGAGAUUACCGACGAGGCGGAGACGGGCGCUUUCAUUGUGGAGUACGCCGGCGAAGUAAUCGACUUUGCCGAAUUUCGUCGACGCAUUCGGCAGUACGAGAGGGCCAAACAUGCCCAUCACUACUUCAUGUCCCUGGGUCCGGAGCACUUUAUUGACGCGGGCACUAAGGGCAACUGGGCUCGUUUUGUGAACCACUCCUGCGAACCAAAUGCAGAGACGCAGAAGUGGACGGUGAAUGGUCGCCUGCGUAUCGGAUUCUUCGCGAAAUAUGACAUACCACCAGGAGAAGAAAUAACAAUUGACUACCAGUUUGUCCAAUAUGGUGUGAUUCAGCAAAAAUGCUACUGCGGCACACCGUCCUGUUCUGGCAUAAUGGGAGUCACCAGCAAACAGCUUCAGGAUAAAGUUCGCCUAAAGGACACACGCGCGGUCGAACGCGGCAUCCUACAGCUCUUAACUUGGAAGACCCUUCGCACGGCAGAUGAUGUGACCUUUUUGUUGCAAGUUAUGGUUCAGGAGUAUCUCACUAGGUAUAGCAAGAUGGAACUUCUGAAGCUGCUGGCGGACACUUCCAACGAGACCUAUCUCAAAUUGUUCCGCCAGUACAACGGCCUAGAACUGCUCACUUCUUAUAUGUGUGAUGCAGCUCAAAACGACUGGGACCUAAAGUAUCAGGUGGGCUUUGUACCUAAAUUUUAA